Messenger RNA from Trichobilharzia regenti, 867 nucleotides. NCBI's taxonomy places the organism in Eukaryota, Metazoa, Platyhelminthes, Trematoda, Strigeidida, Schistosomatidae. The record is from the annotation of a GenBank genome assembly.
UCUAACACUAAAUACCCUACAUUAAGCCUGAAAAGAUUACGUCAGCGUAACCUACGGUUGACCUGCCGUUACACCACAUUUUACAGAAGGUAUAAACGUAACUAUGAACCAGCACUGGUCGAGAUCUCGGCUGUCACACAUGCUGUCCUCCCUGUUGAAGUCGAGCCGUCUUUAGGUAACACUGAUACCAUGACCAUUGAAACCGAGGUAGUGCCAUCGCCACCUUGUAGCAGCCUAACCCCAACUGCUAGUACUUCACAAAUGUGCCCACAUGUGUCUUCUGAACGUGAUGAAAUGACAAGUAUGCUACUCAGUAUCAUCGUUACCACGAACAUAUCACAAGCAGACGGUAACAGAAUCUUGGAGUACUUCCGUGCGAAAUUGCCCCAACUACCAACAACUCUUAGAAGUGUACUGAGAAUGUGUGGCUCUUGCGAGUCAAGACUACUUGGAGACGGAAUGUAUCGCCACAUCGGUCUCAAAAAAUUUUUGCAGCUCUACAUGGAAAUGUCUGUGGUUGAAAGUCCUUACAACGAGAUUGAUGGGGAAUUGUCCAUCUCGAAGUCUUCUAACCAGCAGCUAUGGCCCCUGUUAGGUAGAAUUACGGCACCGUUCCUCAGUAGUGUAUUCAUGAUACGUGUAUAUGUCAAUCCGAGCAGCUAUAAAGAGUUAUGUAAUGACUUAUUAUCUGAGCUAAAGGAUAUAUUAAGUCAAGGUAUACACAUUACCAGACUAAACAAGCAUUUCAACGUUCAUUUGACAGCCGUCAUCUGUGAUGCACCGACUAGAGCGGGCGUGAAAUUUAUAGUAGAUCAUGCCAGCGCAGGUUGCGACAAAUGCACAGUUACGGGAAUAAAACUUUACUGA